UAGAGAUUGCUCUGUGACCUUAAUCUGCUUAAUUACAUUAUGGCAGCUAAAAGGCUCUUCCAAGUGCACCGUCACUGCCUUUGGCUGAGGUGGCACGGAGCAAACAAAUACAGAGGACAACUACACUGUUCUCCUGCAGCCGCAAGAAGUCACUCAACUCCGGAAGAAAGAUUGCAGUAGGAGAUGUUUGCCAAACCUGGGGCUCCCCAGAGAGGAGAAAUGUUGACCAUCCAAGUUAAAAAUACCAUGUUGCAUCUGAACGGUCAAAACCUCAGACUGGCAGCUAAAAAUGGCCGCAGCUCUAAAACACCUGGCCUCCAUCUGUCAGCGACCCACGGGAAGGAGACCGCGGGUCAGCUCGUGGUCUGCUCGCCGACCCGGGAGGGCACGGCACAGUCGGUCGUGUUGCUGCCCGAGGCGCCCAGGCCUGACGCGGACAGGGAGGCCCAGAGUCAGCCAGUCAGGCGACCGCUGAAACUCACCCCGCUGGAGCUGCCGGAGGAGGUGAGGGAGGCUCAGAGGCAAAAACUUCUGUUUAUCCAGCAGGAAGCCAAACCUGCUUCCUGUAGGCUAGAUGUGACGGCGAACGAGCCCCGUACAAGGAAGGUGAAAUCCUGUGUGAGGCAGAGAUUGGUAAAAGCUCCAGCCGGCCCUUCUGUUUCCACUGAGCCCCUCAAAGCCCAAAAGCAAAACCCAUCCUUGCGGCCCCAGCUGACACGCUCCGUCCCCGUAGAGCACAACGGACGCUGGCCUCUGGAGGAUGUGGUGUGUCGAGGUACGCCAGCUCCCAUGUGCAGCAAGCCUGCCCCUCCUUUACUCUCUCUCCGAGUUAAAGCUCUGGCCGCACGUGGCGCAGAGGUGGCACGCCAGAACCCCAGCACCCUCCAGGAAGAGGUGGGGAAGAGGAGGCUGAGGCUGCAGAGAGCACAAUGCCUAGUAGAGGAUCAGUGCAACUCAAACACGCCAACAGGGGGAUUAUGUGCAGAUAAAGGCAAGCCGGCCCAAGGUGUCCAAAGCAAAGGGCAGCGGGCGGAGAGGGAGAGGGCUCCGAGAGUCCUGCCGCAUCCUGGAAAAGGCAUCAAAGAGCCUCCUGCAGCCUCCUGGGAUCACGGACGUGUCAGUCAGCAAACUGCAAGAUGCACUCUGAAUCAGAAACCCACUGAAGGCGGGAGCGGUGAACACACACUCAACGGUGUGAAGACAAGUGCUUCUAAAGGGAGUAGGGCUGGGUGUCGCUCAAAAGGUUUCGAUACCAGUACCGAUACUUUGAGACUGGUUCCUGAAUGAUACUUUUUUCAACACUAAGUUUAGGAAAUCCCAUCCAUCCAUCCAUGCAUCCAUCCAUCCAUCCAUCCAUGCAUCCAUGCAUCCAUGCAUCCAUGCAUCCAUCCAUCCAUCCAUCCAUGCAUCCAUCCAUCUGUCCAUCCAUCCAUGCGUCCAUCCAUCCAUCUAUCCAUCAAUCCAUCAAUCCAUCCAUCCAUCCAUCCAUCCAUCCAUCCAUCCAUCCAUCCAUCCAUCCAUCCAUGCAUCCAUCCAGCCAUCCAUCCAUCCAUCCAUCCAUCCAUGCAUCCAUCCAUCCAUCCAUCCAUCCAUCUGUCUAUCCAUCCAUCUUUGUCCGCUCAGCCGGUGUCAGGUUUUGAAGCAGCUCCAUCAGGGGACCCCAAACUUCCCUUUCCCGAGCCACAUUAACCAGUAUAUAUAUGUAAAUAAAAUACAACAUUACUCAUUACAACACAACUCUUUUUAUUUAAUUGUCAGCGCCUACCAGGUGAGGCCCGUCUGUGUGCAGGUUUUCCUGAUGUCUCUACAACGUGUAAGAGUAGAAGCAUGCUGCAUGCUUAUUGGCUCACUGACGCUAAGGAAAUUGACCUCUCAGGUAUUGCAAUUUGGUAUUAUUUGGCGUUUUUUUUUAUACUUCUUACAAUUUGGCAUUUUGGCCGGUACAGAAAAAGAAUCAAAUUCAGUACACCAGCCCUAUACUGGAGCUUAAAGAGGAAAAAGCCUUGAUCACAGUCGCUCUGGAAAGACUCAGACUGUUAUCACAUUGGAUCUUUCACUUUGGCAGCUCAGGACUUUGUGAAAUGAUGUCAUGCUUCGAGAUGCUAUCGUGUCAUGAGGAGAGCCAGUAUCCCAGUUUGGAAGUCUACUAACCAGUGAUGUGAAAAAUACAUAGAACCAAAUAAUGUAACUUUUGGUUGUUUGGUAAUUUGUGUCUGUUUUGUUUCGCUUAUCUUGUUUGUAUAUGUGCAAUGUUUUUUGUGGUAUCUUGUUCAGGACCCUCUUCGAAAACGGGAUGGUACAUCUCAAAGGGUUAUCCUUAUAAAGAAUUUCAAAGAUAAUUUACUUGGCAGGUGAAAAACCCACGUUGAACCCAGAAAAUGCUUUCUAAAGCUGUGCCAUUGUGAACUGCUUUACACACACAACAACAACAGCUCAGUCUGCAACAUUGAGAUGUAUACAGUGUAUGUAUAUACAUGUUUUGCAUGAACUUUUUAAAUGAAAAGCCACAUAGCGUAUUGUCGUGAAAUCCCUGAGGAGGUGUGUUUUCACUAACCUAAUAUCGCUGGCGCAAAGCCAGACUGAUUUCAAGUUUAUUAAUGGACUUUUCCCCGGUGUUCCCGAAAUAGAAAAUAAAUAAAUGGAUGUGCAACAUUUCAUACAAGUGUGUGCCAGGUGACUCUAAGUUAUGGAUUGUCCCAUUUCCCAAAGCUAUUCCCCUGAUCAGAGUACGCACUGAUUCAAUUAGGUGAAGCAGACCGCGCACAAAGCAAAGGCUGCUGGCACACCCCAGGGAGAGGUAAAUCACUACGGGUGAGCCCAGAUAAUGAAACUGCAUGCAAAGUCCUCAGAG
This is a messenger RNA of Etheostoma spectabile (orangethroat darter), 2851 nucleotides long. RefSeq lists its product as uncharacterized. Lineage: Eukaryota; Metazoa; Chordata; Actinopteri; Perciformes; Percidae. The transcript has 2 exons. The coding region runs from base 184 to 1287 and encodes 367 amino acids. The record is from RefSeq and is a predicted model, not a curated record.